Messenger RNA from Arabis nemorensis, 195 nucleotides. NCBI's taxonomy places the organism in Eukaryota, Viridiplantae, Streptophyta, Magnoliopsida, Brassicales, Brassicaceae. The record is from the annotation of a GenBank genome assembly.
AUGAGAGCUGAUGACUUACUUGCUUCAAGGUUUGGUAUUACUCUUGGAUCUCUGCAUGUCAGAUAUUUAGGACUUCGCCUUUGCUUCCACACAAAAUGCGAGCUCAUGACUACCAACCUCUGUUGGAUAAGGUUCGGGCUAGGAUCACCAAAUGGUAAGUCCGAUAUCUUUCUUAUGCCAUGCGGCUUCAACUAA